This is a messenger RNA of Alternaria ventricosa, 7767 nucleotides long. Its product is annotated as Type I Iterative PKS. The coding region runs from base 1 to 7767 and encodes 2588 amino acids. The transcript is spliced from 3 exons. The record is from RefSeq and is a predicted model, not a curated record. Lineage: Eukaryota; Fungi; Ascomycota; Dothideomycetes; Pleosporales; Pleosporaceae. Gene Ontology annotation, molecular function: phosphopantetheine binding; fatty acid synthase activity; oxidoreductase activity. Gene Ontology annotation, biological process: fatty acid biosynthetic process; secondary metabolite biosynthetic process.
AUGGCUACUACCGACAAGACAACACCCAUAGCAAUCAUCGGCAUGAACAUGAAGUUCCCAGGCGACGCCGUAUCUGCCUCCUCAUUUUGGGAAUUGAUAAUGAGUGCUCGAAAUGUGUCUAAAGAGAUACCCGCAGACCGCUUCAACAUAGAUGCAUUCUACCACCCCGACCCAAACCGCCUAGACAGCCUACGCAUCCGCCACGCCCAUUUCAUGGAAGAAGACCCCCGCAGUUUCGACGCCCCCUUCUUCAACAUGUCCUACGCGGAAGCCUCAGUCCUCGACCCGCAACAACGCGGCCUCCUCGAAGGCGCCUAUCGCACAUUUGAGAAUGCCGGAAUACCGAUGGAAACACUCUCUCGCUCUCCCACAUCCGUCUACUGCGCUUCCUUCUCGCGCGAUGGCGAGACAAUAACAGGUCGAGACUUUAGUGCGCAGUCCCGGUAUCACGCCACAGCAAAUGGGUCGUCCAUGCUGAGUAACCGCAUCAGUCAUUUCUUCGAUCUCGCAGGGCCGAGUUUGACGGUCGAUACGGCUUGUUCAUCAGGGUUGUACGCGCUGCAUCUUGGUGCGCAGAGUAUUCUUGCGGGAGAGAGCAAGAUGUCGCUUGUCUGCGGCGCAAACACAUUUAUCACACCGGAGAGCCAGGCGCUUGCGCUCAGUAACGGCGGGUUUCUGAGCGUGGAUGGAAAGAGCUAUAGUUUUGAUGCCAAGGCGAAUGGGUACGCUAGAGGCGAGGGCUUUGGCUUCGUCUUGCUCAAGCCGCUGGAUGCGGCACUGAGGGAUGGCGAUGUUGUCAGGGCGGUCAUUAGGGCAACUGGUGCGAAUCAGGAUGGCAGGACGCCGAGUAUCACACAGCCGAGCCAACAGGCCCAGCUGGAUUUGCUGCGGGAUACGUAUCGUGUUGCGGGACUGAACGUUGAGGAUACCGACUAUGUUGAAGCCCAUGGAACCGGCACGCCGGUCGGUGAUCCUAUUGAAGCAGCUGCUGUAGGACAAGCUUUCCGCGAUGGCCGUAAGGUGGAUAGGCCGCUUUAUAUGGGCUCUGUGAAAGCGAAUAUCGGUCAUUUGGAGGGUGCUUCGGGUAUGGCUGGUGUCAUCAAGGCCGUUCUCGCGCUGGAAAAUGCGGUGAUUCCGCCAAUCGCCAUGUUUGAGAAGCCGAAUCCUGCUAUCGAUGUGGCAGAUUUGCAGCUCGCGUUCCCCAAAGAGGCAGUCCCAUGGCCAGCAACAGAAAUCCGCCGGGCAUCCGUUUCCUCUUUCGGCUACGGCGGUAGCAACGCCCAUGUCAUCCUCGACGACGCGUACAACUACCUGCGCACCCAUGGCCUUCAAGGCUUGCACCAAUCUGUUGGAGAGUCCAUACAUACCAACGGACAAACCAAUGGCCACACAAACGGCAACGGCACCCUCGCAUCCGCAACCCCCUACGCUAUCAUCCCCUUCUCAGCCGCAGACAGCGACGGCACAAUGCGCCAAGCAGAAGCCCUCCAGAUGUUCCUCUCAUCAAAAGAAGUCACGAACAGCGCAAACUUCCUCUCAGGUCUAACACACACGCUCUCUUCCCACAGAUCUCUUCUCCAAUUCAGGUCUUUCGCCGUCCUCUCCUCCCCUACCGAUGACCUCACCGCACUCAUCUCGCCGAGCGUCUUCAGCAGUACUUCUUCCGCUCCAGACUUGUCCUUCGUGUUCACGGGUCAAGGCGCGCAGUAUGCGCGUAUGGCCACCGGUCUGCUGCAUUAUCCCGUCUUUCGUCAAAGUCUUGAAGACUGCGAAGCCUAUCUCACCAGUCUUGGUAGCACAUGGUCUGUGCUAGAAGAGCUUAAGAAGAGUGAGGAGGCUAGUCAGGUGUCCAAGCCGGCGCUGUCACAACCUCUCUGUACAGCUAUUCAAGUGGCGCUCGUCGAUCUACUUCGCACAUGGGGUAUCGUUCCCCGUGCCAUCGUUGGCCAUUCGUCCGGUGAAAUCGCGGCUGCGUACUGUGCGGGUGGUCUAGAUCGCGAGAGCGCAUGGCGCGUGGCUUACUUCCGCGGUGUUGUGGCCGACAAGCUGGCCUCUGACCCCGCGAGAGAGUCGACAACGAUGAUGUCUGUGGGCUUGGGCAAGGAGGCUGUCCAGGCAUACCUGAAGGCCGAGCCAGCGGUGACUGUCGCAUGCGAGAACAGUCCUAUCAACGUCACGUUGUCAGGUCCCACAGUGGCUAUCUCGCGCUUAUUCGACACGCUGGAUGCUGAUGAGAUCUUCGCACGGAAACUGACUAUGAAGAUUGGGUAUCAUUCCGAGGCGUUGCGCGAUGGCGCGGUGGAGUAUGAGGGUUUACUAGCUGGGAUACGCGCACCGGUAAAGGAAGGCAAGGAGCCGAGUACUGUCGCCUUCUUCUCAUCCACCGAAGGCAGCUUCAUCACACUGGAGGGUCUUGCGAGCCCGAGCUACUGGGUGAAGAACCUGCUCUCCCCAGUCCUGUUCACCGACGCGGUAACAGCGCUGGUAAGCGAAAAGAAGCAGGUCUCCAAAUUCUUCGUCGAGAUCGGUCCUCAAUCCGCUCUUCGACGCCCCGUCAAAGAUAUUCUUAAGCACCUAGGCGAAGGCGAGGAAAAAUGGUCGUACGCAGCUGUGCUCAACCCUCGUCAGCCUGACGUCCGCACCCUCCUGGAAACCAUCGGCGCCCUUUGGAGCGCUGGCCUCCCGAUCGACCUCAACUUGCCCAACCAAGCCACUCUCAAGCCUACAGCCAAGCCAAAGCGACUAACAGAUCUUCCCGCCUACCCCUUCUCCCGGGCCAAGCUCUACUGGGACGAACCCCGUCUCAGCGCCCUCUACUCCCAGCGCCCCUUCCGGCGACAUGCUCUCCUGGGUCUACGCGAAAACGACUUCAACUCAGCUCAACCCACCUGGCAUCACAAGAUACGCCUCGCGGAAGCUCCUUGGAUCGUUGACCAUGCGCUCGAAGGCUCGCCGCUCUACCCCGGCACGGGCAUGCUGGUCAUGGCCAUCGAAGCUGCGCGGCAGCUGCUUCCGCCCAACGCCGCAAUCAGCGGGUACAAGCUCGAAAACAUUCGGUUCAUGCGCUCUAUCCCCGUGAACGAGACGGAGAAGGGCACUGAGGCGAAGAUCUACCUUCAACCGCGACGGCACACAGCCAAGGAUGCCGCGCAGGGCGUGUAUGAUUGGCGUGUCUUCACUCUUGGCGGGAAUGAGUGGAUUGAGUGCGCAUUCGGUAGCAUUCGCGUCGAGCUAGAGGAGGCCGAGCCUUCUCCAGAAACAACCGCACGCAAGGUUAGAUGGGCGAAAGCUGUGGGCGAGGAGCACACAAGCGCCGCGAAGCAAUGUACGUUGAGCGUACAGAGUGGUCAGCUGUACGAAAACCUGAGUAAAAAGUCUGGAUUCGACUAUGGACCGUACUUCCAGGGCCUGCGAGACAUCAAGUACUCCCGCAACGGGUGUGCGACUGGUACUCUUGCGCUUCGGGACUAUGCGAAGAGUAUGCCGUAUGCCGCCGAGGACCCGUGUGUCAUUCAUCCCACAACGUUCGACUCGGUAUUCCAUGUGGGCUUCGUUUCACUGAGUAUGGGUGGAUGGGAGCCAAUUCCAACGCUGAUGUUCAGCAACCUGAAGGACCUGUGGGUGUCGCACAAGCUGUUCACGCUGCCUGACAACCCGCUGCUUCAUGUCGCGACCAAGGAGGUGGCCCGCACGUUCAGGGAGUUCGAGUGGGAUGCCAGCACGUUGCUUGCUGAGACAGGCGAGCCUGUCAUUGUUGCCAAGGGUGAGCGUGGAACUGUCAUUGCCGGCGCAGGUAGCAGUACGCGUGACGAUGAUGGUGCAAGUUGUUUCUCGUACGGCAUUGAUUUCAAGCCCGACCUCUCGCUGCUAAGCAAAGCCGAGACAGAGACAUACUUGAAGGCGCUCUUCGCGCGCGACCCGCAGUUCUCACCCGACCCCAAGGAUGCGGAGGCUGUCGAUCGCGCGGACGCUAUCGCACUAUACUUCAUCGAGCAAGCGCUUGAUAAGAUCGAGAAUGGCGAGCCGGUGACGUUCGACAACCACUUGACCAAGUAUGUGGACUUCCUGCGCAAGGUCCGUGCAAAUAGGGAGAAGUACACAUUGGCGUCGCGGGGAUUGGAGGACUUGAGCAUCGAGGAUGUCUUGCGUGAAGCGGACAACGAGCCGACGCAGAAGCUUGUCAAGAAGGCUGGUGAACAUCUCUAUGGGAUAUUGACAGGGACGGACAAUGCGUUGCAGAUUAUCUUCGAAGGCAAUCUUGCUAAUGAUUUCUACCACUGCGACUUCUACUCGCGCCACUACCGCAAGGCUGGCGCGUAUAUGAACAUCCUUGCACACGCGAAUCCUCAGCUCAGGAUCUGCGAGGUUGGCUCAGGGACUGGCAGUGCCACUUCUAAAGUGCUACCAUUUUUGGUAGAUGAUGAAGGCCUUCAGGCUGAUCAGUUGGUGCGCUUCAGCGAGUAUGCCUACACCGACAUCUCAGUCGGCUUCUUUGAGAAGGCUCGCGAGAAGUUCGCAUUCGCAGAGAAGCAUAUGCGCUUCGCCAAACUGGACUUAGAGAUCGACCCCUCUCUCCAGGGCUUCGAGCUCGGCAGCUACGACGUGAUUAUGGCCUGCAACGUGAUUCACACCACAUCGGAUCUCAUGAAGUGUCUCCGCGAUCUCUACGCUCUCCUGCGCCCUGGCGGAAAACUCAUCAUGAUGGAGACCACAGUCGACAACAUCCGCGACGGCAUCAUCUUCGGCUUGCUUCCAGGGUGGUGGAUGCGCGAGGGCCAUUGGUGGGAAGGCGAAGAUGUUGACGCCGUACCCGGAGAAGACGAGGCGCUGGGUCCGAUUUUGACCGAAGAAGGAUGGAAUGCUGCGCUGAAGACGGCGGGCUUCUCAGGUGUCGACAUGGUGUUUAGGGAUAACGAGUACAAACCUCGGCACCGUGUCUCAACGCUCGUCGCAACGAGGCCAGAGGAGGCUGAGGUUCAAGCUGCGCUUGAAAGGUGGGUGAUCAUCGCGGAUGCUGCGCAGGCUACUUCUGCCGAUACGCUGAUGGCGAAGCUCACUACUUUGCCGUGGAUCGGCAAGACUGAGACACAUACUCUCGAAGGUCUCAUUGCCGCUGAAUUGGAUUUGAGCAGCACCAGAGUCAUCAGCUUGCUCGAGCUCGAUACUUCCAUCCUCGGCACCAUAGCAGAACCCGAGUUCGAAGCCCUCAAAAAGAUCAGCUUGGACGCUAAGACAGUCCUCUGGCUCACACGCGGCGGCAGUCCUGGUGCUGGCAACCCUGCCGCUGAGAUGGCAGUCGGUUUCUCGAGAAGUAUCUGCUCUGAGCGGGGUGAUCAGGCCUUCGUCACCCUGAGUUUGGAGACCAAUGACCCCGCUGAGGGAGCGAGCCAUGUGGUCCGCCUCUUGGAGCACUUCCACAAGAUAGGAGACAAGAGCGCAGACGCCGAUUCCGAGUUCGCAGUGCACAACGGCCUCAUCCACAUUCCGCGAAUCGUCCCACAGAAGAGCGUUAAUCAGACCCUUGCCGCGCGCGCAAAGCUUCCCGAGAAAGUCGCUCUCACGCUUGGCCAAGCAUCCCCGAAACCGCGCAUCAACUUGACCAUCCAACAGCCUGGCUUACUCGACACCCUGUACUAUACCGAGACAAUACCUUCCAGCACAGAGCUGCAACCCGGUGAAGUUGAAAUCGAAGUAGCAGCUGCCUCCCUCAACUUCCGCGAUGUGAUGAUCUCCCUGGGACAAGUGCCAGGUGAUGGUCUCGGUCUCGAAGGGUCCGGCACCGUUAUCCGCGCCGGACCAGACUGCACAUUGCAACCUGGCGACCGCGUCAUGUACUUCAUCUUCUCGACAGGUGGCUGCUGCGGAACCUACGUACGCUGCGACGAGGCAUCGACGCGUAGGAUCCCACGCGAAGACAUCUCGUUCUUGGAUGCGGCUGCCAUUCCUGCUGUAUGGGCUACGGUUGUGUAUGCUUUCGACUAUGUGGGACGGCUGCGCAAGGGCGAGAGUGUAUUGAUUCACGCCGGAGCUGGUGCGGUGGGACAGGCUGCUAUACAGCUCGCGCAGCUGCGUGGGGCGGAGGUGUUCGUCACGGUUGGAAGCGAGUGGAAGCGCCAGCUGGUCCGGGAGCUGUACGGCCUCGCGGACGACCACAUCUUCCACAGCAGAGAGGCGAGCUUCGUCGACGAUGUGUUCCAUGCCACAGCUAAUCGCGGUGUCGACGUCGUCCUCAACUCCCUCGGCGGCGAACUCCUCCAGCACUCAUGGCGCUGCACGGCGCCCUUCGGUCGCUUCAUCGAUAUUGGCAAGGCUGAUAUCCUCGCCAACAACACGCUCGAGAUGGGCCACUUCCUGCGCAAUGUCACCUUCGCGGCCGUCGACGUCGCGGGUAUGUACGCCGAGAACAAGCCCCUGAUGCAACUCGUGCUCGACGACGUCUUUAGUCUGUUCGCGGCGAAUCCUGGGCUUCACAACCCCAAGCCACUGCAUGCGUUUGCGCCGAGUAAGAUUGAGGACGCGAUGCGCGCGUUGCAGGGCGGCAAGAUUGCAGGGAAGGCGGUCAUCGAUUUCGAAAAGUCGGGAGAUGUGGUCGUGUAUCAGCCCGCGCAGAAGCCGGCGUACGCAUUUGAGGGGCAAGCUACAUAUGUUAUUAGCGGCGGUUUGGGCGGUUUGGGGCGCGAGAUCAUGCGCUGGAUGGCGUCCCGCGGCGCACGGCAUUUCCUCGUCACCUCGUCGCGAGGCGUAGCUGGGCGCGCCGAUGUGAUCGCCUUCAUCAAGGAGAUGGAGGCCCAAGGCGUCGUAGUCCAUGCGCCGGCGUCGGAUAUCUCGAACCGCGCGGUCCUCAAGAGCACCCUCGAGGAGGCUAGCAAAACGUUGCCGCCGAUCAAGGGCUGCAUCCAGGCGGCGAUGGUAUUGUCGGACAACAUGCUCUCUAACAUGACCGUCUCGCAGUUCCACCGCGCACUGGCGCCCAAAUAUCAAGGCUCGUGGAACCUGCACGAGCUCCUGCCGAAGGAUAUGGACUUUAUGGUGUUCCUCUCCUCCAUGAGCGGCAUCAUCGGCAACCCUGCGCAAGCCAACUAUGCAGCCGGCAACACUUUCGAAGAUGCACUCGCGCGGCACCGUGCCGCCAGUGGGCUAAAGGGCGUUUCGUUCGAUCUCGGCUUGGUGCUAGAGGCUGGGUGGGCGAGCGAUAACUUUGAGGACGUGACGAAGAGUUUGCGCGCUGGGCUGGGCGGGCUGACGCAGAAGCAGCUAAUGGCGAUUCUGGAUGUCUUGUGUGAUCCUGGAUACGAUUGCGCCGGCGGCGCGGCGCAGGUGGUGAAUAUCCAUGAUAAGCCUUCGAAGCUGUAUCGGAUGUUCCAGGAUGGGGUGUUGCACUGGGUGGGUAAGCCGCUGUUCAAGAACCUCCUUCGUCUGGGUCAAGUCGAGCUGGUCAACGGCACCGGGGCCGGUGGCGAAGGCGAAGCGGCAGCGGUCGACUACCUCGCCCUCAUCAAGGCGGCCGCUGAUGCGAAGGAGGCUGGGCAGAUUGUAACGUCGGCGUUACUUGGAAAGCUGAGCAAGUCGCUGUCGAUACCGGCGGAGAAUCUCGACGUCGGCAAGCCGGCCUAUGUGCUUGGUGUUGACUCGCUCAUUGCGGUUGAGCUGAGGUACUGGUUCCUCAAGCAAUUCGGCAUUGAGGUUCCUGUGUUCGUCAUCUUGAAGAAACAGCCGGCUGUUGAGUUGUGCCAGCAUGUAGCGGAUCAGGUCAUUGCAGCUAAAUGA